Molecule: messenger RNA, 1788 nt
Organism: Anneissia japonica
Lineage: Eukaryota; Metazoa; Echinodermata; Crinoidea; Comatulida; Comatulidae
Product: 24-hydroxycholesterol 7-alpha-hydroxylase-like
Exons: 10
Coding region: 118-1371 (417 amino acids)
Biological process (GO): bile acid biosynthetic process; cholesterol homeostasis
Molecular function (GO): iron ion binding; heme binding; oxidoreductase activity, acting on paired donors, with incorporation or reduction of molecular oxygen
Source: RefSeq, a predicted model, not a curated record
AUAUGACCUUUGAUCUGACAACAUCACAACACGUACACAUGCGUUGCGGAUUGAGGAAAUUAGGAGUCGUCUUUUUUUUUGUUAUUAUUAGUUCUGUAUGUAGUGACGAAGUCCAGGAUGACUUUAAACGAAAACUGUUUUAAUUUUCCAGUAAUAAUUGCAAGUAUAUUGGCAAUAAUAUUUGUUCGUUACGUUGUUCUCAAGAAAAUGAACCGGCGAAACUGUCCACCCACAAUCAGUGGUUGGAUACCCUGGAUGGGUGUCGGUGUGGAGUUCGGCAAAGCCCCCUUGACUUACAUUGAGUGUGCAAGGCAAAAGCAUGGCAGUGUAUUUACAAUCCUGGCAGCUGGAAAGUACUUAACAUUCUUAACAGAUGCAGAUGACUUCCACUUUUUCUUCAAUUCCAAAAAUGUAGACUUCCAGCAAGCAGUGCAGGAAGCAGUGCAAAACACUGGUAAACUGCUACAACUAUUCAGGAGAGUAAUGUUUGGGGCAGUUGUAAACAAUUUGUUUGGUGAGGGUGCAAUUCCAACAGAUGAGGAACAUAUCCAGCAACUUGAAGACAUAUUCGUCAAAUUUGAUGAUCAGUUUGAGUAUGGUUCACAGAUUCCUGACUUUUUCCUCCGGGACUGGGCUGCUUGUAAGCAGUGGCUUCUGAAGGUAUUUAAGACAGUCCAAGACAGAUUACAGUUACAGUCUUCAAAAUCAGUGUCAUUGGUCCAGCAAUUGAUGGAUAUUGUUGAUGCCAAAUCUGCACCAAAUUUUGCCCUUUUGCUGCUGUGGGCAUCGCAAGCUAAUGCCAUUCCAAUAAGUUUUUGGGUUCUGGCAUUCUUGCACACCUAUCCAGAGGAACUGAGUAAAGUUUCUAAAGAACUGAAUGAUGCGUUUGGUGAUAAGCAGACAGAAUUGGUAGUAGAUGAAGAAAUCAUUAGUAAACUGCCCUCUAUCAAGAGAUGUAUACUAGAAACCAUUAGAUUACGUUCACCAGGUGUCAUUACUAGGAAAGUUGUAAAGUCUUUUGAUGUAAAGGGUUACACUAUACCUGUAGGUGAUAUGCUGAUGGUCUCUCCUUACUGGGCCCACAGAGACCAAAGAUUCUUCACAGACCCAGAAUCAUUCAAACCGGACCGGUGGUUGGCAGCUGAUCUGGAAAAGAAUUUCUUUCUAGACGGAUUUAUUGGCUUUGGUGGAGGGCGUUACCAGUGCCCUGGAAGAUGGUUUGCUUUGAUGGAAAUUCAUGUCUUGAUAACGUUGAUCCUGCAGAAACUUAGUUUGAAGGCACUAGACCCUCUGCCCAAACCAAGUACACUUCAUGUUGUGGGUACCCAGCAACCACAGUUGACCUACAGAGUUCAGUUCUCCAAACGAUAGUAAUGUUUACAGCACCAAUCAUGGUGGUUGUUCAACAUUAGAAAGUAUGCAUGCAACGAAUCAUUUUUAAUUAAGAUUUGUUUAGACUGCCACUGACAAUCAGCAGAUGGGGUCGCAUCGCAUCUACUGUUCACAGGAAGGGGAGUUGGAUUUGUGGUACAACAGUGCCUGGCUUAACACCUUUAUUUUUAACACAUUCCAAUUAUUUAAAUAAGUUCACUCAUGAAUUGAUCGAUUGUAUAUAAAUAAUGUAAAUAAUCCAUGGCUCUUGAAAAUGCAAACAUCAAGAGUUACUGUCCUUGAUUGGCUGAGUCAGUACAUAGAUCUCUAAUUCAGUUUGGUAAUUGACACCAAAUAAGUACAGCAUAUAUUUGAUUUUAAAAUACAGUUAUGUAAUUGUGAUAAAAAAAAAAAAAA